AUGAAAACAUUUGAUCAUCAAAAAUUUGUUGAGGAUCUGAGCCAACAACCCUGGGAAAAUGUAUACUUUCUCGCUGAAGAUCCUAACGCUAUGUGGGAAAUUUGGAAGAAAUUAUUCGUAGAGGUCUUGGAUAACCAUGCACCACAUCAACAUAAAAAGAUUAGAACAAAAAAAGUUCCUUGGAUUACAAGUGCUAUAAAGCAACUUAUAAUCGCAAGGGACAGAUUAAAAAGAAAGGCCAUUAUUACAAACCUAGAGAUAGACUGGUUAAAUUACAAAACAACGAGAAACAAAGUUAAUAUUCAGCUAAGAAAUGCUAAAAAAAAUUAUUACUCCACUAAAAUUUCUGAUAAAAAAUGCAACCCUAAAGAGGCUUGGAAAACUAUAAACGAUAUACUAG
This is a messenger RNA of Paramuricea clavata, 400 nucleotides long. NCBI's taxonomy places the organism in Eukaryota, Metazoa, Cnidaria, Anthozoa, Malacalcyonacea, Plexauridae. The record is from the annotation of a GenBank genome assembly.